AUGGCCAAUCUAAUUCAAGGUUUACUCAAUACCGUCCAAGGUAUAUUCCAGAGUCUCUUUGCUGUCAUCCAAUCCUUCUUCAACGUCAUUUACUCUCUAGUCCACGGUGUAGUCUCACUCGUUUGGAACUUGUUGGAGGGUAUUGCCGAAUUUGUCGGUGCAUCAGUACACUUUGUGAUCUCCAACAUCGUCAUCAUUGGUUUAGUUGUCGUCGGACUAGUUAUAUACAAUGAUAGGAACAAAAGAGGUACUAUCGGUAAUGAUUUGAAAAAGAAGGCUCAGUAA
Messenger RNA from Kwoniella shivajii, 285 nucleotides. RefSeq lists its product as uncharacterized. The coding region runs from base 1 to 285 and encodes 94 amino acids. NCBI's taxonomy places the organism in Eukaryota, Fungi, Basidiomycota, Tremellomycetes, Tremellales, Cryptococcaceae. The record is from RefSeq and is a predicted model, not a curated record. The transcript has 3 exons.